Molecule: messenger RNA, 1755 nt
Organism: Pan troglodytes (chimpanzee)
Lineage: Eukaryota; Metazoa; Chordata; Mammalia; Primates; Hominidae
Product: polycystin-1-like
Exons: 10
Coding region: 85-1755 (556 amino acids)
Biological process (GO): calcium ion transport
Cellular component (GO): plasma membrane
Molecular function (GO): protein binding; monoatomic cation channel activity
Source: RefSeq, a predicted model, not a curated record
AGUGACGUGGUGCAGCUCAUCUUUCUGGUGGACUCCAAUCCCUUUCCCUUUGGCUAUAUCAGCAACUACACCGUCUCCACCAAGAUGGCCUCGAUGGCGUUCCAGACACGGGCCGGCGCCCAGAUCCCCAUCGAGCGGCUGGCCUCAGAGCGCGCCAUCACCAUGAAGGUGCCCAACAACUCGGACUGGGCUGCCUGGGGCCACCGCAGCUCCGCCAACUCCUUUGUGGUCCAGCCCCAGGCCUCCGUCGGUGCUGUGGUCACCCUGGACAGCAACAACCCUGCGGCCGUGCUGCAUCUGCAGCUCAACUAUACGCUGCUGGACGGCCGCUACCUGUCUGAGGAAUCCGAGCCCUACCUGGCAGUCUGUCUGCACUCGGAGCCCCGGCCCAAUGAGCACAACUGGUCGGCUAGCAGGAGGAUCCGCCCAGAGUCACUCCAGGGUGCCGACCACCGGCCCUACACCUUCUUCAUUUCCCCGGGGAGCAGAGACCCAGCGGGGAGUUACCAUCUGAACCUCUCCAGCCACUUCCGCUGGUCGGCGCUGGAGGUGUCCGUGGGCCUAUACACGUCCCUGUGCCAGUACUUCAGCGAGGAGGACAUGGUGUGGAGGACAGAGGGGCUGCUGCCCCUGGAGGAGACCUCGCCCCGCCAGGCCGUCUGCCUCACCCGCCACCUCACCGCCUUCGGCGCCAGCCUCUUCGUGCCCCCAAGCCAUGUCCGCUUUGUCUUUCCUGAGCCGACAGCGGAUGUAAACUACAUCGUCAUGCUGACAUGUGCUGUGUGCCUGGUGACCUACAUGGUCAUGGCCGCCAUCCUGCACAAGCUGGACCAGUUGGAUGCCAGCCGGGGCCGCGCCAUCCCCUUCUGUGGGCAGCGGGGCCGCUUCAAGUACGAGAUCCUCGUCAAGACAGGCUGGGGCCGGGGCUCAGGUACCACGGCCCACGUGGGCAUCAUGCUGUAUGGGGUGGACAGCCGGAGCAGCCACUGGCACCUGGACGGCGACAGAGCCUUCCACCGCAACAGCCUGGACAUCUUCCGGAUGGCCACCCCGCACAGCCUGGGUAGCGUGUGGAAGAUCCGAGUGUGGCAUGACAACAAAGGGCUCAGCCCUGCCUGGUUCCUGCAGCACAUCAUCGUCAGGGACCUGCAGACGGCACGCAGCACCUUCUUCCUGGUCAAUGACUGGCUUUCGGUGGAGACGGAGGCCAACGGGGGCCUGGUGGAGAAGGAGAUGCUGGCCGCGAGUAAGGCCUCGUUCCAUGUUCCCACUCCGUGGGAGGUUGGGCAGGGUGGUCCUGCCCCGUGGCCUCCUGCAGUGCGGCCCUCCCUGCCUUCUAGCUGUUUGACUCGCAUCCAGAGGGCCACCUGCUGCGUUCUCCUCAUCUGCCUCUUCCUGGGUGCCAACGCCGUGUGGUACGGGGCUGUUGGUGACUCUGCCUACAGGACGGGGCGUGUGUCCAGGCUGAGCCCGCUGAGCGUCGACACAGUCGCUGCUGGCCUGGUGUCCAGCGUGGUUGUCUAUCCCGUCUACCUGGCCAUCCUCUUUCUCUUCUGGAUGUCCCGGAGCAAGGUGGCUGGGAGCCCGAGCCCCACACCUGCCGGGCAGCAGGUGCUGGACAUUGACAGCUGCCUGGACUCGUCCAUGCUGGACAGCUCCUUCCUCACGUUCUCAGGCCUCCACGCUGAGGAAAGUUCAGUUGAGCUGUUGGACUUGGACAACUUUGCACCUCUCAUCUUUGUCCUUGUCAUCUAG